Molecule: messenger RNA, 1546 nt
Organism: Marchantia polymorpha subsp. ruderalis
Lineage: Eukaryota; Viridiplantae; Streptophyta; Marchantiopsida; Marchantiales; Marchantiaceae
Source: the annotation of a GenBank genome assembly
GGUUCACUGGGAGAAUUACAGAUGGCGUAGAGCAAAAUUGUACUCUCACGAUUAUGAGCAUGAGCUCCCUGCGCGAGAUGAUUACUGAUGAUCACAGGGCUGUCCUGCUCCAGUCCCUUCCCCUCGAGCAGAUCCGACUCUGCCUUCGUUCGCGCGGGCGAGGGUCACGGGUUCCUCUCUCGCCAUUGUCCAUUUGAAGGCCGGGCCACGAGCAGAGCAUUGCAUCGCAUUGCAUUGCAGGGGAGGGUGGGGCUCAUUCGCGUUUCGAUUUCGAUUCUCUGUCGCAGCCGCUCGUCCCUUGCGGUCGAAGAUGUUGGAUACGAAAGUGGCGGACGGAGUGGCUUCGAGAUGGGGGUUGCAUCACAAAUCAGCCCUCGUCACGGGAGGCACCAAGGGAAUCGGGAAGGCCGUGGUGGAUGAGCUUCUGGGCCUAGGAGCAUCAGUGUUCGUCUGUGCGCGUUCAGAAGAAGGCUUGCAGGACUCUCUGAAAGAAUGGAAGGCGGCUGGACUGCCUGUUCAAGGCGCUACAUGUGAUGUCUCAUCAGCUGAAUCUCGACAAGGUCUCAUGGAGAAAGUCAGUGAGGCCUUCAAUGGCAAGCUGGACAUUUUGGUGAACAAUGCUGGCACCAACCGCAGAAAAGCCAUGACGGACUUUACAACUGAGGAUUAUCAAGUGAUCAUGAAUACGAACCUCGAGUCCGCUUUCCACCUCAGUCAACUAGCUCUCCCCCUGUUGAAGAAUUCCGGGAACGCUUGCAUCGUCAAUGUUUCGUCGGUAGCUGGCAUCAUAGCAAUCAACUCUGGCUGUAUCUACGCAAUGACGAAAGCUGCUAUGAAUCAGUUGACGAAAAGCUUGUGCUGUGAGUGGGCCAAAUUCGGUAUUCGCGUGAAUUCUGUAUCGCCGUGGUACAUCAAAACUCCUCUGGCUAAUCAGGUGUUGCAGAACGAAGCUUUCGCCGCUGAUGUCCUGAGCAGGACUCCAAUGCGGCGAGUCGGAGAACCUCACGAGGUUGCCAGCGCCGUGGCGUUUCUGUGCUUGCCAGCCAGCGCCUACAUCACAGGCCAGAAUAUCACCAUCGACGGAGGCUUCACAGUCGCUGGUUUCUUCCCGCUCCAGGACUGAUCGAUCUCUCGUGCAAAUUGCCACUCAACCACCAUCACCACCAACCAACCAAUUAGCCAGCCAGCCACAUAUUCAUCGAUCUGACAAUCUCUCCCGCAUACAGAAGGCCGGACUAACUCGAACCAUAAAGUGAACAGAAUCCAAGCAAGUGAUUUGCAUGAACAUCGGGACGUAUCAUGGAGGCAUGGAGGUGCAAUCUGUCCCGAACGAUGGACAUGCAGCUUUGAUUACUCUGUGUUCCCGUUUCGGUAAACCUGAUAGGAUUCUCCCGAUAGCAGUGGCAGCACCUUUUUAGUCUUGCUUUCAACUUCACGACACCUCGUGGUGUCAGCUCAAAUGGCAACCUACUGAACAUGCUGGCAUAAAACAGAAGGUGCACUGUAAAUGAAGAUUCAAGCAUGAAUACAAAGUCCACUUGUACGU